AUCAGAGAAAAAAAAAACACACUGGCCACAAACUCUUUGCUGAAAAGAGGCAACGAUUUAUUUUUAAAACGUCGAGAAUACUUUUUAAUCCCGCAACGUCGAAGCAAAGGAAUCGAGCACGAGGGAAAUAAGAGGAUGAACGUUUUAAUUUUAUUCCUGGUUGCAUUAUCUGUGUCCUGUGUGAGAUGUGGGGAGUUAGCCGCGUCGGGAGACGAGGCCAGGGGGAAAGGGAAAUAUGCGUUGCUCAUUCACUUCUUCUACGUAGUAGCGACGAAGCUGUUCAUCCUGAAAAUCGUCUACGGCAUCAUAUUCUACAUUCUCCUAACUAAAGGAUGGCACUUCGUUCUAUGGUUUAUUCACUACCUUAAACAGAACAAACACGAAGAAUACAUAGAACACGAGCCAAUUUAUCACGAUCACGGCCAUGAGAUCUAUCACGGCUACGGCGCGCCGUAUCACGGUGGCGGCGGCCCGUAUCACGGUGGCGAUGGCCCGUAUCACGGUGGCGGGGGCCCGUAUCACGGAGACAGUGGCCCGUAUCACGGUUACGAGAGUUAUGAUUACGACAAGAAUGGAUAUGAAACGAAUAACUACGUCACCAAAAAGAAAAUUUACGACUCAGAUGGAUCAUAUUCGGUAAACAAACCUGUGGUUGCAGGGAACAGAUAUUCAAAAUUUUAGUUUCUUGAUCUUAAAGAUGAUAGUGCUAUCAACUGUACUUUACUUAUUCAGUCAUUAGUUAUGUGUCUAUUUUUUAAUAUUUUGU
Messenger RNA from Ostrinia furnacalis (Asian corn borer), 766 nucleotides. RefSeq lists its product as uncharacterized. The coding region runs from base 136 to 681 and encodes 181 amino acids. Lineage: Eukaryota; Metazoa; Arthropoda; Insecta; Lepidoptera; Crambidae. The record is from RefSeq and is a predicted model, not a curated record. The transcript is spliced from 2 exons.